Molecule: messenger RNA, 1732 nt
Organism: Leptopilina boulardi
Lineage: Eukaryota; Metazoa; Arthropoda; Insecta; Hymenoptera; Figitidae
Product: zinc finger and SCAN domain-containing protein 26-like
Exons: 3
Coding region: 359-1123 (254 amino acids)
Biological process (GO): regulation of transcription by RNA polymerase II
Cellular component (GO): nucleus
Molecular function (GO): RNA polymerase II cis-regulatory region sequence-specific DNA binding; DNA-binding transcription factor activity, RNA polymerase II-specific
Source: RefSeq, a predicted model, not a curated record
GCAUUCCACCAUAUCAAAUCGUCGCAACUCGUUGAUCUCGGCUGAUCUUUCGCCACUUUUGUCUAAUUGAAAUAUUAUCCCAAAAAACAAAUAUUCAUCGUAAUUAUUUCGAUUUAAGGAUUUUAAUUAAAUCGUUAACGUGAAGAAAUAUUCGUGUUUUAUUUGUAAAAUAACGUUUUUCUGAUUUUAAUGAUGAACUUUCAAUGAAAAAGUUCACCGGUGUUAAAAAUGUUUCGGUGCAGCUGAUUCAAAGAUGGCCGGUGAUAUUGUGAUACAAACAAAUAGUAAAGCUGUAAAAUUUGCUCAUCUUCAAGAAUAAGAAAUUAUAUGAUGUAAAAAAUUUUCUUAUUUGAUCAAAAUGGCUUACGAGCAACAUAAUAUGACAGGAUACGUGUAUCCUGAACAUCAAUCGCAACCAAAUCUUCAAACAGAUGAGAAUAGAAAUGAAAAUGAUUGUGGAAAUAAGGAAAUAUGUCCCACGAUUUCACGGCAGUCAUCUGGAACACAAACUGUUCAAAAAGUCGAUGCAUCAACAAUGACAGAUCCAUUGCAAAUAGAUUUUAAAUUAACUUCUGAAUAUUUAGCUGCUCGAUGUGCUGCCAAUAACAGUUUGAUUCACAAUUGCCAGGAAAUUCGACCUAAAAUUGAAUACGAUUCUAAAUCACAUGGUAUGUUAAUUUAUCACUGCCCAGAGUGUUCCUAUAGAUUUGAGGAUCGUGAAACACUUCAUGAACAUUUGGAAGAUCAUCGACAACGAUCUCACAUUUGUGAUAUUUGCGGAGCUAGUUUAAAACGCAAGGAGCAUCUUGAUCGUCAUAAACAAGGUCACAAUAAAGAUCGACCAUAUCAAUGUAAUAUGUGCUGCAAAUCCUUCAAGCGAAAUGAACAUUUGGCACGUCAUGUUAUUAUUCACUCUGGCAGUAAAAAUCAAAUUUGCACCGAAUGUGGAAAAGCUUUCUUUCGCAAGGAUCAUUUGAAAAAACAUCUUCAGAGUCACAACAGCAAUAAAAAUAAAAAUGUGAGUAACACUCCGACUCCACCAAGUGGACAAAAUAGCCUCAACAACUUUGCUCUCAUGAUGAGACAGGCUGGACCUUCUCCUUUUUCUAUUUUACGAACAUAAAAAAACAUUAACAGCAAAAUAAUUCUCAAUUAUUACACUUUUUCACUACUCUGAAAAAAAAACAAUUUUGUAUGUUUUAAAUUUAAUUUUCAAAAAUAUUCCCUAAAAAAGAAUAGAAAAGUUCGAAAAUUGUUAAAAAAAAUUUUUAAUGAAUAGAGUAGAUACGAGUUUAUUUAAUAUUUAACAAAAGUACUUUAUUUUUGUUUCUACAUUUGUUAGAUAAUAAGUAAGUAAUUGAAGCUUGAAUCAAGUUAUCAGCAAAAAAAAAAAACUAUUAAAAAUAAUAAGAAAAGCAAUAAACGUUUAAAUAAUCAAACGAUUACUAAAAAUGCUUGAAUGAAAUGUAAUCAGAUAUAAAUUUUCAAACGUUUAAAAUAAUUUCAUUUUUUUUUUAAAGUUGGACAGUUUUUGCUUCUAUACUCGAAAAUGAGAAAUUUUAUCUGAUUUCAUAUAUUUGCCAGUAGAUAAAAAUUAUCCGAAAAUGAAAGUAAUUUAGCCAUAUUUAUUACAACUUUAUAGACUUAUUAAAUUUAAGUGAUUGUUGUGUUGCGAGUCGAUGUAAAUCGACGUUUUCUAUAAAUUUAGUAAUAAAUAAAAUAUUAACUUGAA